Falco peregrinus (peregrine falcon) is the source of this 963-nucleotide messenger RNA. RefSeq names its product heat shock factor protein 5-like. The record is from RefSeq and is a predicted model, not a curated record. NCBI's taxonomy places the organism in Eukaryota, Metazoa, Chordata, Aves, Falconiformes, Falconidae. Gene Ontology annotation, biological process: regulation of DNA-templated transcription. Gene Ontology annotation, molecular function: sequence-specific DNA binding; DNA-binding transcription factor activity.
AUGGCGGGGUGCGGGGCCGCGGAGCGCGUGUUCCCUGCUCUGCCCCGCCUGCAGCCGCUUUCCACGGCCCGGCGCCCACCCGCGCCGUGGUUCAAGGACGUCCAGGCUGCCCCCGGGACGGCUGUGGGCUGGCAGCGGGGCCGCCCUGAGCUUCAGCCGCCCGCUCGCUCAUGGAAACUACGGGAGAUGCUGGUGGCAGCGGAGCUGAGGGGCCGGCGGGGCACGUGCCGUUCGGCGCGUGGCGGGGGAAGCGGAGGAGCGGGGCGGCGGUUGAGCGCGGCGUUGGUGCCACCUACCGACACGGACGCGUCGCAGCAGCCCGUCCCCGUCAGUGCCGACACCUUCCCCGCCAGGCUGUGGCGGCUGGUCAACAGCCCGCGCUGCCGCUCCGUUCGCUGGGGCGCCUCCGGCCGGGGGCUGGUCAUCAACCAGCCGCGCUGUGAGUGCGAGCUGCUGGGCGCCGGGCCGGCCGUCGCCGCGCAGCCGGGUGGCCGUGGGGCAGCGGCAGCCGCCGGUUUCUUCAAGAACUUCAGCAGCUUCAUCCGGCAGCUCAGUCUCUAUGGCUUCCGCAAGGUGGGGAUGUUGCCGGGGAGCAGUGUGGUGGGGGGGCCGGGCCCAGAGGGUGGACAAGGCAACGGUGGCAACUGCACUGGGCCCCUGCAUCACUUCCACAGCCCCCACUUUCGCCGCGACCGCCCCGACCUCCUUGUCCACCUGAAGUGCCUGACGAAGGGCAACAAGGCGAAGAUGGGCGGGCUGGAUGUGACCAGCCGCCCACCCAACCGCUUCCAGCGCUUGCCUGGCACGCCACUGAACGGGCAGCCGCUGCCUCCGCCCUCGACGCUCAGCAGGCCUGACUACAGUACAGUCUCCAUUGCGUACUACACUAAGAACACCCUUGCCCGAUCUCUGGAGCUGGCACAGCUCUACCAGAUGAGCGUUACUGCUUCUUGCCCUCAGUAA